Messenger RNA from Babjeviella inositovora NRRL Y-12698, 1692 nucleotides. It is a transcript of the gene NOG2, whose product is annotated as putative GTPase. The transcript is spliced from 2 exons. Gene Ontology annotation, molecular function: GTP binding. Gene Ontology annotation, cellular component: nucleolus. The coding region runs from base 62 to 1621 and encodes 519 amino acids. NCBI's taxonomy places the organism in Eukaryota, Fungi, Ascomycota, Pichiomycetes, Serinales. The record is from RefSeq and is a predicted model, not a curated record.
AUUUUCUUUUAGAGCUAAAAGAUAUAGAACACUCUUUUGUUUUCUUUAUUCCUUACACACAAUGGCUACUGGUAAAACCGAAAAGUCCCGUCGUACCCGUCAGAACGACACCAGAGAUGGUAAUCUCAGAGUCAAGGGUGAAAACUUCUACCGCGAUGCUAAGAAGGUCCAGCACUUGAACAUGUACAAGCAGGGCAAGGCCAUCCGUAACAAGAGAGGUGAGGUCAUCAAGGCUGCGGCCUUGCAAGACACCAAGGUGCCCACCGCGCGUGUUGAUCCAAAUCGGAAGUGGUUUGGUAACACCAGAGUCAUCGCCCAGGACGCCUUGACCCAUUUCCGUGAGGCUUUAGGCGAGAAGAAGAACGAUUCCUACCAGGUUUUGUUGCGUCGCAACAGAUUGCCAAUGUCUCUUUUGGAGGAGAAGGACAUCACUGACUCCCCAACUGCCAACAUCUUGGAGACCGAGUCGUAUGAAAAGACCUUCGGUCCAAAGGCCCAGCGUAAGAGACAGAGAAUCGCUGCCGGUUCGUUGGAGGAGUUAGCUGAAUCUUCCGGUAAGGACACCGUCCUGUACACCGAGAAGAAGGAGUUGGAUGCCACCUUGGGUUUGAUGGGUGGCUCUAUCUUGGACGACGAUGACUUUACCCCAGAAGCCAAGGAGGCCAUCUUCCAUAAGGGCCAGUCCAAGAGAAUCUGGAACGAGUUGUACAAGGUUAUCGAUUCAUCUGAUGUGGUUAUCCACGUUUUGGAUGCCAGAGAUCCUUUGGGAACCAGAUGUAAGAGCGUUGAAGAAUACAUGAAGACUGAAUGUGCCCACAAGCACUUGAUCUUUGUGUUGAACAAGUGUGACUUAGUUCCAACUUGGGUUGCCGCUGCUUGGGUCAAGAUUUUGUCCAAGGAUCGUCCAACGUUGGCUUUUCACGCUUCCAUCACCAACUCAUUCGGUAAGGGUUCGUUGAUCCAGUUGUUGAGACAGUUCUCCACCUUGCACUCCGAUAGAAAGCAGAUUUCCGUCGGGUUUAUUGGCUACCCAAACACCGGUAAGUCCUCCAUCAUUAACACCUUGAGACGCAAGAAGGUGUGCCAGGUCGCCCCUAUCCCAGGUGAGACCAAGGUCUGGCAGUACAUUACCUUGAUGAAGAAGAUUUUCUUGAUCGAUUGUCCGGGUAUCGUGCCACCAUCCGCCAAGGACUCUGAGGCGGACAUUUUGUUCAGAGGUGUCGUCAGGGUUGAACACGUCUCCAACCCCGAAAACUAUAUUCCGAAUAUGUUGGAGAAGGUUGACAGAAAGCACUUGGAGAGAACCUACGAAAUUUCUGGCUGGAACAACGCCACCGAGUUUAUUGAGCUCUUGGCCAGAAAGCACGGAAGACUCUUGAAGGGUGGUGAGCCAGACGAAUCUGGUAUCGCCAAACUCGUGUUGAACGAUUUCAACAGAGGUAAGAUCCCGUGGUUCGUUCCUCCGCCAAAGGACGAGGAAGUUAGAGAGGGCGAGGACAAGAAGGCCGACUAUAAGAGAAAGAGGGCGGAGAGAGAGCAGGCCAAAGCUGCUCCUCAGGAUGAGGAAGAUGUUGAGGAAGAAGAGGGUUCUUCCGCCAAGAAGCAGAAGGUUGAGGAAUAAGUCUUCCCUUUUCUCUUGAUAUUUUUCAUAUUUCUUGCAUGUAUUACUAUCGUCUGUCGUUGUAUUCCCCC